Messenger RNA from Ascochyta rabiei, 624 nucleotides. RefSeq lists its product as uncharacterized. The record is from RefSeq and is a predicted model, not a curated record. The coding region runs from base 1 to 624 and encodes 207 amino acids. Gene Ontology annotation, cellular component: extracellular region. NCBI's taxonomy places the organism in Eukaryota, Fungi, Ascomycota, Dothideomycetes, Pleosporales, Didymellaceae. The transcript has 4 exons.
AUGCCCUCUCUCUUCCGCUCCGGCUUGCUGGUGCUCGCCAUCCCUCGCGCCCUUGCACAGUCCACAAACGAUGUGUCCGCCGAGUACACCAGCGACGACGCGUUCCGGAAAGCGGUGCUGGACACGACGAAUCUGUAUCGAAGACAGCACGACGCGGGGGAGCUGGGGUGGAACGAGACACUGGCUGAGACGGCGGGGACGUGGAGUUCGAAGUGUGGGUUUGAGCAUUCGGGCGGUCCGACCGGCGAAAACCUCGCCGCCGGCUACCCCAACGCCACCGCGGCGAUCUCAGCCUGGGGCGAGGAGCGCAAGGAGUAUGAUUUCAAGAAGGGCGAGUUCUCCUCCAAGACCGGCCACUUCACGCAGCUCGUGUGGCGCAACAGCACGACCGUGGGCUGCGCGCGGACGGAGUGCAAUGCGAAGGAGGGCGGCGGGAGAGGAGACGCGCCAGGGUGGUACAUGGUCUGCGAAUAUCACCCCGCUGGCAACGUCCUCGGGCAGUUCACUGACAACGUCUUGGAGCAGCGGUCCGCUGACCAGGCGCCGAGCGCGGCGAGCGGCGUCAGGGGGAGUCUGGGCGCGCUGUGGGUGGGGAUUGCGUUUGCGCUUGCGGGGGCUUUAUAG